This is a messenger RNA of Camponotus floridanus (Florida carpenter ant), 1103 nucleotides long. RefSeq names its product ankyrin repeat domain-containing protein 49. The transcript has 5 exons. The record is from RefSeq and is a predicted model, not a curated record. Gene Ontology annotation, molecular function: protein binding. NCBI's taxonomy places the organism in Eukaryota, Metazoa, Arthropoda, Insecta, Hymenoptera, Formicidae. The coding region runs from base 120 to 824 and encodes 234 amino acids.
UUAUGAUUGCAAUUGCUAUAAAUUUGAGAAGCUCGAAUUUGUUUUUUCUCAAAUGUCAUCGUCUCGAGAUACGUCAGAUGUUUUGAUACGUGCAUCCUAACCUAAACGUAUUGUCACACAUGCGAUACGCUUUGAUGGAUCGAGGACAGGUUGAUUUUCGUCGACAAAUGUUAUUUCAUCAACGAUACAUGUCAUCGGAAGAGGAGGACGAAUUGCAAGAUUUAGAGGCGAUACGAGAUAAAAUGCUCAGUACACGUAGCGAACGUAUGCUCGUAAGCGCCUGGGAAGAUGACGAUGAUGGUGUGGAAGCGGAGCGUAACGCAAGAGAGCCUGAUGCAAAAGCUAUAUUGAAUGCUGCCGAAGAGGGGAAUCUAGAAAAAAUUAAAAAAUUAGCACAUAAGAAUCGUCUCUUGCUGGAAUGUACCGAUAAGGAUGGCUAUACUCCGCUUCAUAGAGCAUGUUACGGCAAUAACAUAGAAGUAGUAGAGUAUCUGUUAGAAGCAGGAGCAAAAAUAGAUGCUAAGACUCAAGAUGAAUGGCAACCUUUGCACUCCGCAUGCUGUUGGAAUAACAUAGAAUGCGCUGAAGCAUUGAUCGCAAAUGGAGCAAAUAUAAAUGCUAAAAGUAAAGGAGAUCAAACACCUUUACAUUUGGUUUCCGCUAGUUCUCACAACUCUCGUGCUUUUCAACUGCUUCUAUUACAUCCUGAUAUAAAUCCUUACAUAGUAAAUUCAAGCGGAGAUACUGCAGAUCAGAUUGCAAGAAGGACAACAAAAUACUAUCCCAUGUUUGAAAUAAUUGAAUCUUGUUUGAAUGAGAUUUGAGGUUAAAAUGAUGUUAAGUUGACGAAUUUCGGAGUACCGUUGCUAAGACGCUUAGAUCCUUCCCAAAUUAAGACAGUGGAGUCUUCUGUAACUGCAUAUAAAUGGUGCUGAUCAAGGGACCAUACCACAGCGAUUAUUGCACAACUAUCUCUCAAGUUAUUCGAAAUUUCUCUGACUAACUGUAAAUCCCAACUGCUCCAUAAUCUACAUUCAAAAAUAUUUUUGUUUGAUAAUUGUUCACAGACAGAUUUAAUGAAAUAUAUGCAUACCUUAUUAUUC